Messenger RNA from Callorhinus ursinus (northern fur seal), 2141 nucleotides. It is a transcript of the gene SPRED2, whose product is annotated as sprouty related EVH1 domain containing 2. Gene Ontology annotation, molecular function: protein kinase binding. The record is from RefSeq and is a predicted model, not a curated record. NCBI's taxonomy places the organism in Eukaryota, Metazoa, Chordata, Mammalia, Carnivora, Otariidae. Gene Ontology annotation, biological process: multicellular organism development; negative regulation of MAPK cascade. Gene Ontology annotation, cellular component: membrane.
GUUGGCGGCGGUGAGAAUCCAAUAUGGAGUAAAUCGGUGGAGUCGAGAGAUGGGGCUCGGACGGGGCGCCCUGCACCGCCUCCCAGGCGCACCUCCCCCGGCCGCCGACCGCUCCCCGGAACCGUGAUUGGCCAGGCCCCCGGGGGCGACCCCGGACCGAGCCCCCACCCGCGGCUGGCCCUCCUCUCCUCCUCCUCUGAGCAGUCCCCGCCGCUCCACGGCGCGCUUGUUUUUCUCCUCGUCUCCCCCACCGCCGUCCCCUGCCCAAAUCUCUCCCCCUCUGCUCGCUGCCGAGCCCCCGGAGCCCCUCCUGCCGAGCCCCGGGCGCUGCGGGGCUCACUCCUCCCGCAGCUUGCCUUUGCACCCCUUCCCCAAACCUCACCCCGCGCUCCUAUCGCCUGCUUCCCCUUCUGUCUUCUGCGGCGCCCCUUCAUCUCUCGCCGCUCCCCCUCCCCAACCAAAUCAGGCGAUCUCCGGAGAUGUGAAGAAGGAGGGUGAGCGGACAGGAAGAUGAAGGGAGCAAAGCUGCCCGCCGCGGGACAGGCGUCUAGGUGAACAGGAAAAUGACCGAAGAAACACACCCGGACGAUGACAGCUAUAUUGUGCGUGUCAAGGCCGUGGUUAUGACCAGAGAUGACUCCAGCGGGGGAUGGUUCCCACAGGAAGGAGGCGGGAUCAGUCGCGUGGGGGUCUGUAAGGUCAUGCACCCCGAAGGCAAUGGACGCAGCGGCUUUCUCAUCCAUGGUGAACGACAGAAAGACAAACUGGUGGUAUUGGAAUGCUAUGUAAGAAAGGACUUGGUCUACACCAAAGCCAACCCAACCUUUCAUCAUUGGAAGGUCGACAAUAGGAAAUUUGGACUUACUUUCCAAAGCCCUGCUGAUGCUCGAGCCUUUGACAGGGGAGUGAGGAAAGCAAUCGAAGACCUUAUAGAAGGCUCAACCACUUCAUCUUCCACCAUCCAUAAUGAAGCUGAGCUUGGCGAUGAUGACGUUUUUACAACAGCUACAGACAGUUCUUCUAAUUCCUCCCAGAAGAGGGAACAACCUACUCGGACAAUCUCCUCUCCCACAUCCUGUGAGCACCGGAGGAUUUAUACCCUGGGCCACCUCCACGACUCAUACCCCACGGACCACUAUCACCUCGAACAGCCAAUGCCGAGGCCCUACCGCCAGGUGAGCUUCCCUGACGACGACGAGGAGAUCGUGCGCAUCAACCCGAGGGAGAAGAUCUGGCUGACGGGCUACGAGGACUACCGACACGCUCCCGUGAGGGGCAAGUCCCCGGACACGUCGGAGGACGCCGACUCGUACGUGCGCUUCGCCAAGGGCGAGGUCCCCAAGCACGACUACAAUUACCCCUACGUGGACUCCGCGGACUUUGGCCUUGGCGAGGACCCCAAAGGGCGCGGGGGCGGCGUGAUCAAGACCCAGCCGUCCCGGGGCAAGUCCCGGCGGCGGAAGGAGGACGGCGAGCGCUCCCGAUGCGAGUACUGCAGGGACAUGUUCAACCACGAGGAGAACCGGAGGGGCCGCUGUCAGGACGCGCCCGACUCCGUGAGAACUUGCAUCCGCCGCGUGAGCUGUAUGUGGUGUGCGGACAGCAUGCUCUAUCACUGUAUGUCGGACCCCGAGGGAGACUAUACAGACCCGUGCUCGUGCGAUACUAGCGACGAGAAGUUUUGCCUCCGGUGGAUGGCUCUUAUUGCCUUGUCUUUCCUGGCCCCCUGUAUGUGCUGUUACCUGCCCCUUCGGGCCUGCUACCACUGCGGGGUGAUGUGCAGGUGCUGCGGCGGGAAGCACAAAGCGGCUGUGUGACGCGGUUUCCCUCCUUCCCCUCCUCCUCCACCCCCCACAGCCACAAGGGAACUUGUUGUCUCCGACAUACUCUCAUCUUCUUCCCUGCUCCCUGGUACCUUGAGGCGCUGUCCCAGCCUGGGGAGCCUGCCUGGUGGACUCUGCACUUCCCGCCCCCCCGCCCCCCAGCCACCCAUUCUGCAUCAGACACACACCCAGACACACACGCACGCACACAACGUUCGAAGGAAAGGAACCUCCGCACAGACACUCGUGUAUUAUUAAUCUGUAAUCAAUCUGUCUUAUACAUGUGUUGAUUUCAUGUCUUUCCUACCCACCUCUUCC